Messenger RNA from Stylonychia lemnae, 672 nucleotides. NCBI's taxonomy places the organism in Eukaryota, Ciliophora, Spirotrichea, Sporadotrichida, Oxytrichidae. The record is from the annotation of a GenBank genome assembly.
AUGUUCCAAGCAAGAAGCAAGAUCAUUAAGAAGGACGAUGUUAAGCCCACCGAUUUGGAGGAUGAAGCCGCUAAGUGCCUAUUAUAACUAGAGAUGAACAAUGCCAACUUGAAAGAGCAUUUAGCUCAGAUCUUCAUUAACAGUGCAGAUUUAACAGAAUACGAGCAACAAGACGGUUCAAGAAGCAAGUGCCUCCUCGUGAAGAUUCCUUACAGAUCAAUCACUGCUUUCCACAAGGUUAGCGAAAAGGUUGUUCACCACCUCGAGAGCAAGUUCAACUGGCCAGUCAUCGUUGUUGCUACCAGAACCAUCAUCUCAAAGAGAGGUAAGAAUUUUUCAACUUCUCAAAUUUAAAAUCUUGCCCACAUUGUUGGAACAAUCGACCUUAACCUUUUUCUUGUAGCAAAGAGAAACAGAACUCAAAAGAGACCCAGAAGCAGAACUCUAACUGCAGUUUACCCAGCAACCAUCACUGGCAAAACCACCAGAGUCAGUCUUGACGGAAAGAAGCACGUCAAGCUCUUCCUUGACCCACUUGACAGAGAGAAGGUCGAGAACAAGCUCGAUGCUAUGGCUCAAAUCUACCACAAGAUUACCACCCACAAGAUCAGCAUCCACUUCUCCAAGCCAAACUCUUUCCAAAAGAAAGUUUUGGACAGCAAGAAACAAUGA